AUGGAAGCAAGCAUAGAUAAUAAAUUGGGGAUUGGUAAGAAUCUAAGUGUGCAUUGCCAAUCAAAAGAUGAUGAUUUGGGAGAGCAUAGCAUAUCAAACGACGAGUCGUUUAAGUGGGAGUUCUCGCCCAAUGUUUGGGAAACGACAUUAUAUUUCUGCGUUUUGGGAUGGGAAAGAGUGAGGAGUUAUGAGUUUGAUGCUUAUUCUUUCGGAAGAGACCGGAGUCGAUGUGAGACUCGUUGUGCUUGGCUCGUCUCCAUUGAAGGCAUUUAUGCCUUAAAUGACCAAACUACCCUUUGGGAGUUUUUCUACCCUUGGCCACCUCUCUCUUAA
Molecule: messenger RNA, 333 nt
Organism: Cannabis sativa
Lineage: Eukaryota; Viridiplantae; Streptophyta; Magnoliopsida; Rosales; Cannabaceae
Product: S-protein homolog 2-like
Exons: 1
Coding region: 1-333 (110 amino acids)
Source: RefSeq, a predicted model, not a curated record